Suillus paluster is the source of this 567-nucleotide messenger RNA. RefSeq lists its product as uncharacterized. The transcript has 5 exons. NCBI's taxonomy places the organism in Eukaryota, Fungi, Basidiomycota, Agaricomycetes, Boletales, Suillaceae. The record is from RefSeq and is a predicted model, not a curated record. Bases 1 to 567 code for a protein of 188 amino acids.
AUGAAUUCACAUCCAACAGUCAGAUUUAAUGAUCCUCUGGUGACUGAGUAUUAUUCGAUGGAUGUAGAUGAUUCAACACAGUCCCGGACAUCAACAGAUGAUUUAUACCUUGGGCCAGAUGAUGAAAUAGAAGAUGAUUCCGUGUCUUCCAGUGGUCCGGGCGUGUUGGCUGCAAUCCCCGGUACAUUUAUCACUUGGAUAUUACCAUGCAUGCUCACUAAACUCGUACAGAUCAAUUACCUCCAGGCUCAAUACGAUCAAUCAGUUCAGUACAUCGACCCAGACUUGUACCUUGGGCCUGAUGAGGAUCUGAUUGAUUGUGAUGAUGAGCCUGGGCUCUGUCUAUGCACGGUUUUCAAUGUCAUACCUGCUGAACGCAUUCCAGCACAUCCAGAGGUCACAAAUGAAGAUUUGCAUGCAAUGGUUUGUGAGUUCCAGCCAAUAGGGUCAUUCAAACACUCCGGAUUGAAAUCCCUUCAAGAUAGACUCAGCAGCUACAAACAAGAUAAUGGAGGUCUUCCGGCCCCUUCCAUACCACUACUCAUUGAGGCCGAGCAACCAUUUUGA